Phaeoacremonium minimum UCRPA7 is the source of this 1218-nucleotide messenger RNA. RefSeq names its product putative proline oxidase protein. Gene Ontology annotation, molecular function: FAD binding; proline dehydrogenase activity. Lineage: Eukaryota; Fungi; Ascomycota; Sordariomycetes; Togniniales; Togniniaceae. The coding region runs from base 1 to 1218 and encodes 405 amino acids. The record is from RefSeq and is a predicted model, not a curated record. The transcript is spliced from 2 exons. Gene Ontology annotation, cellular component: mitochondrion.
AUGUCUACUCUCGCGCACACCACGAAUCCGUUCUUGGACCCGGAUAAGAACCCUAUUCUUCGCUUUCUGAUAAAACAGUCGUUUUACGCCCAAUUCUGUGCCGGAGAGAACCCACAUGAAGUGCGCCAGACAAUUGACGGAUUGAAGAAGAUUGGCUUCAGCGGCGUCAUUCUGGGUUAUGCAAAAGAAGUCGUGCUUACCGACGAGCAAACCAAAGACUUGGCAUCAUGCGGAGAAGGCGCCGCAGCGGAGGAAUGUAUCCGUACGGAGAUUGUCCCGUGGGCAGCGGGCACGAUGGAGACUGUCCGCCUAGCAUCACCUGGGGAUUUUGUUGCACUCAAAUUUACUGGCGCUGGCCGUCAAGCGCUCUACAACUUAUCCCAGCGUGACCCGCCAUCCCCGGCGCUCGCAGAUGCGAUUGACGGUAUUUGCAAGCUUGCCGCGGAGCGAGGGAUUCGCUUGCUCUUUGAUGCCGAACAACAGGCUGUCCAAUGGGGCAUUGAUGACUGGACCCUGGAAUAUAUGCGCAAAUACAACCGAGCAGGACCAUCUGGUGGUCCAAACAAGGCCAUCAUUUAUGGCACGUAUCAAGCGUAUCUGAAAUCCACUCCUGCCACCCUAUCGAGCCAUCUCCAUGCAGCACAGAAGGAGGGAUUUGCGCUAGGUGUGAAGCUCGUGCGUGGCGCAUAUCUCGGAUCAGAUCCACGACACCUCAUUCACGACACGAAAGCCGACACAGACGCCGCAUAUGAUGGAUUGGCCGAAGCACUAUUGCGUCGACAAUGGAGCGGACCGUUAUCGAGCUUUGCCCCUUCGGACGACUCGUUCCCAGGCGUUGAUAUGGUUCUCGCUUCGCACAAUGCCGAGACGGUUCGCAAGGCACGCGGCAUCCUCGAUGCGGGUGAACGGGGGACCGAGGUUGCGUUCGCCCAGCUACAGGGCAUGGCGGACGAGGUGAGCUGUGAGCUGCUUUGUGCUGUCAAGGCGAAGGAUGGCGAGCAAACUGCUAGCAUUGGAGAGGCAGCUGCAGAGCCGUCGAAUGAGUUCAAGCCUCGUGCUUAUAAAUAUCUUGUAUGGGGAUCCACUGGAGAGUGCAUGAAGUAUCUCCUUAGACGAGCGCAUGAGAACCGAGAUGCCGUGCAGAGAACCAAGAGCGGCAGGGAUGCGAUGAGAGCAGAGGUCUGGAGAAGAUUUAGAGGGGCGUUCGGCAUGGCUUAG